GGAGCGUUAGCCUCUGGAGUCUCGGCCGAAGUCGCCUUCGUCUCCGUGCUCCUCGGCCGGAUCGGACCACAUCGGACCGGAUCGGACCAUAUCGGACCGGGAUCAAGGAAGCGGCGUCCGGCGCCCUCCCCCCCCCCCCCCCGCCCGCGUCCCGAGCCGGAACCCUCCGACCCAUCGGCCUCCAGGCGCGGGGGGCCUUGAAACCGCCGCUCCCGGCGCCUCAGCGCGCGGGGGAACGGGGACCCCGAAACCGCCGCUCCCCGGCCUCCGGGCGCGGGGGACCCUGAAACCGCCGCUCCCGGCGCCUCAGCGUGCGGGGGGGCCGCCCUGAAACCGCCGCUCCGCGGCCGCCGGGCCCGGGGGACCCCUUGGCCCUUGCCGAGGGCGCCAUGGCGGGGCUGCGGGUGCCAGGGGGGCGCCGCCCUGCCCCCACCCCGACCCCCCAUCUCCCCUUCCUCCUCCUCCUCCUCCUGCUGGGGAGUGUAGGCGGCGCCUCCGGCUGGAACCAGCCCGAGAAAAUCCUGCUGCGGGAGAUCCAGGCCCUCACCCUGCACCGAGGCCAGUUCACCAGCGCCCGCCGCAGCGCUCCGGUUCCCCAGCUGCAGUGCACCGGUGGCAGCGCGGGCUGCGCCGCCUACGUCCCCGACGUGGUGCAGUGCCACAAUAAAGGCUGGGACGGCUUCGACGUGCAGUGGGAGUGCAAGGCCGACCUGGACCAGGCGUACAGGUUUGGGAGGAUGGUCGUGAGCUGCGAGGGCUACGAUUACCCCGAAGACCCCUACGUGCUCAGAGGGUCCUGCGGUUUGGAGUAUAACCUGGAGCUGACCGAGCACGGCCAGAGGCAGAGGGGGAGCAGCAGAGGCGGCGGUUUCUCCUACUUCUCGAGCCGUUCUCAGAAAGUGGACAUGGCGGAGCCCUCCGGCGGGAACGGGCUAGUUGUUGUCGUGGUCCUGCUUGUCUUGGCCUACGGCAUCUACAAGCUAUUCCUCACCAGCCCCCGGGACCCUCCGCCGCCGUACUCAGACCACCCUGACACUCAUUGGCAGGACCAGCAAGGGUUCUCCCACCCGGGACCCCCGCCUCCGGGCUUCAAAACGCAUUUCACAGGAGUACCUAAUCCCGGUUUUGGGGGAACGACUGGUUUUGACCAUCCUUUCUCCGGACACCAAGGGAACAGGAACUCCGGGCCCGGGUUCUGGACUGGGCUGGGCACCGGAGGCGUGCUGGGAUACUUGUUUGGCGGCAGUCACAGAGCAAACCCUUUUUCAAACACGUGGGCCAGCCCUUCCUGCCCCCCACCACACUUCAACACGUGGAACAGUCCUCCUCCUCGUUCGCCUUGGGACAACUACUCUGGCUUUGCACCUCCAGAUCCAGGGACCAGAACAAGAACGGCUUCAGGAUUCGGCGGCACCAAGAGGAGAUGAGAAGCCCGGAGGGUGAAUAAAAACUCAUUGGAUGCAAAGCCCCGUAGUUCCAUCAUGUUCUCUGCAGAAUGGUGCAUCGUCUCGCUAGCCCCAUGAAAAGAAAGAAAAUUCCCAAGUUUG
Messenger RNA from Ornithorhynchus anatinus (platypus), 1547 nucleotides. RefSeq names its product store-operated calcium entry associated regulatory factor (gene SARAF). The record is from RefSeq and is a predicted model, not a curated record. Bases 390 to 1427 code for a protein of 345 amino acids. NCBI's taxonomy places the organism in Eukaryota, Metazoa, Chordata, Mammalia, Monotremata, Ornithorhynchidae. The transcript has 6 exons. Gene Ontology annotation, biological process: regulation of store-operated calcium entry. Gene Ontology annotation, cellular component: endoplasmic reticulum membrane.